AUGAGCUAUGGUGCUCGUCGCACGAGGCGGAAGAGCACUGCUAUAAUGUCUGACGACCGUAAUGACCCAACUGUUAUUCCGAGUUCCUCCUUCCUGGGGUUUCUAGAGCGCUUCCCGUGGAGAUUCGGCGCUCGGGGGCUGAAAUAUCGCCCGUCCGCAGCAGAUCUUCAAGAACAUCCCGUGGGCUUGCGACGGCAUGAACUUGAAGAUGAGCCUCUCAUAGAAGAAACUGAGGAAAGCGAGGGCCCAGCAACCUCAAGAGUGAAUGGGAGAUAUCGGAGUUCAACACAGUCAUCGCGUGACACGACCAAUUCCUUGAGCUCGCGGGGUGACUUGAUUCCCAGCGACGAGGAAGAGGAUGCAGUGCCACUAGAUGAUGAGUUCGCUCUAGCUCUGGCCAGCCGUCGCGGUACUGGACUCGAUUCAAUUGAUCUGAUAGGAGAUAAACCUGCAAGUAUGAGGUCAGUGUCUGGGACGUUUAGCUUAAGAACAACCGCCUCCUCGAAGGAGAGAAAGAAGAAGAAAAAGAGAAGCAGCCGCCUGCGGUCUCCGGAGGGGUCGUAUGUAGAGGUCACUCGUCAAGCUAGCACCCCUACAUUAGCCGAUCUCAAAAAAGAAGAAGAGCAAGCAGCGCUCGAAGAAAAAUCAGAGAUUGCACGAAGACGGCUUGCUGCACAGCAGCUGGCUUCAACACGAGGCUUACACCAAGCAAAAGACGAGGCUUCACAAAAUUCACCAUCUCCACAACUUCACAUCCCUUCGCUGGGCGCCGGUCAUCACGAGCCCGCCGAUACUCCUUUAGACUCCACUGUAGAACACACAGUCCCUCAAAGUCAGGAUGUACAAUCUCAGUCCUCGCUGAAUCCGGGUUCCCCCGGAAUCGACUCACAAACCGAACCAUUCCCCCCAUUUCCAUCCACGCCCGAAUUUCGCGAUGCUAGUCCUGCGUCGCAUCCUGGCCAUUUCCACGACCAAAGCAAUGCCUCGAAGUUAUCUGAUCAGGAAGAUACAGCAGAUGCUCCGAGGGAUGAUGCCUCUAUCGAUUAA
Molecule: messenger RNA, 1047 nt
Organism: Aspergillus niger
Lineage: Eukaryota; Fungi; Ascomycota; Eurotiomycetes; Eurotiales; Aspergillaceae
Exons: 2
Coding region: 1-1047 (348 amino acids)
Source: RefSeq, a predicted model, not a curated record